Molecule: messenger RNA, 646 nt
Organism: Rotaria sp. Silwood1
Lineage: Eukaryota; Metazoa; Rotifera; Eurotatoria; Philodinida; Philodinidae
Source: the annotation of a GenBank genome assembly
CCCCCCCCCCCCCCCCCCCCUUCCAUUACAGACUGCAACAACCGUAUUCAUCAAAUAGUCGAUGGUGGAGAAAAAUAACUUCAAAUUAGAAAACAAAAAAAAAGAUUAUUAUCGAGUAUGUAGCAAUAAUUAUAAAUGAAAUCCAGCGCGCUUAAAUGAAAAAACAAUAUUUUAUUUUUUAAUAUACAAAUAAAUAAUAAAUUCCCGCUCUUUUCAUCGAUUCUCAAGGAAAACAACUAUAGUUGACGAGAAGUCUUUCAGUAUACAGAUGAUGCGUCAGGUAACAAAGCUAAAGAUAUACGUGAGUUCCACAUUUCAGCUCCGCAGGAGCUGCGCUAACAAGCUUUUUUUGAUUAAAUUUAUCUGUCCUUUGUAGUCUGGAUUCAUUGAAUUUAAAGAAUUCCGUCGUUUUCUUCUUGACUUAUUAUAUUAUUAUAAUCAACUAAGUCAUCUAUUUGGACAAUUAGAUACAAAUAAAGAUAAAAGAACAAGUUUUAAUGAAUUUAAAAAAGGACAUGAACUUAUCGGUUAUUCAAGUACUGAUGAAAACAGUCUAAGACAAGAAUUCAAUCGCAUUGAUACUAAUCAUGGUGAAUAUAUUUUAUUUGAUGAAGGUUGUUUAGACCUUAUUUGGAACAUAUCUUAA